Capsella rubella is the source of this 1970-nucleotide messenger RNA. RefSeq names its product U-box domain-containing protein 39. Gene Ontology annotation, cellular component: cytoplasm; nucleus. Gene Ontology annotation, molecular function: ubiquitin-protein transferase activity; protein binding. Bases 164 to 1780 code for a protein of 538 amino acids. The transcript has a single exon. The record is from RefSeq and is a predicted model, not a curated record. Gene Ontology annotation, biological process: protein ubiquitination. Lineage: Eukaryota; Viridiplantae; Streptophyta; Magnoliopsida; Brassicales; Brassicaceae.
GUAUCAACGUGAGAAUCUUUUUGACUCGAUCAAAAACAUCAAACGUUGAAGUCAAAACAAUCUCUUACUACAAGUUGAAGUUACAUUCAUACAAAACACAAUAGCUUAUCAGAUUCGCUUAACUUGUUGUUUCCUCUCUUCUUCAAGCUCUGUCUCUAUCCAAAUGGGCGAGACCGGCCGUCAUAAAUGGUUCUCAUUUCCCCACCACCGUUCAGCCUCCGCUACGUCAAUACCGCAGAUGCCACAACACAACAACCCCGGCGAAACACCGACUGAGUUCCUCUGUCCCAUCACCGGUUUUUUAAUGUCGGAUCCCGUGGUCGUCGCUUCUGGUCAAACAUUUGAGCGUGUCUCUGUCCAAGUUUGCCGUAAUCUCGGGUUUGCUCCAAAGCUUCACGACGGAUCUCAGCCUGAUUUAUCGACGGUGAUACCAAAUCUCGCCAUGAAAUCAACAAUUCUCAGCUGGUGUGAUAGAAACAAAAUGAAACACCCUCGUCCUCCUGAUUACGCUUACGUCGAAGGUGUUGUUCGUACCCGUAUGGAUUCGGUUCCGGGUCAUCGGAUCUCUAAAUCCGAAAUCUUACCUCCGCUUGCUGAGACUUCAAAUUCCAACUCCAAUUCAAAUUCGAAUUCACAGUCGGAUUAUGAAUCUGUGAUGGGAGCGAUUCGAUCUCGUUCAAGAAACUCAAUAUCAUCAACUUCAACCACUUCUCUUCCAUUUCACCAAAACCGACCCGCUAAUCACUCGACCCGGAUCCCAAGCUCAUUCACUUCAUCAUUUCCUCCGAUGUCACCGGAAGAAGAAGAGAUCGUUAACAAACUCAGCAGUGUAGACACAAUCGAUCACGAACAAGGUCUGAUUCAGCUGAGAAAGACGACGAGAACAAACGAGAGCACGAGAAUCUCGCUCUGCACUGAUCGGAUUCUCUCGUUACUCCGAUCUCUUAUCGUUUCGCGGUACAACAUCGUGCAGACGAACGCCGCAGCGUCAUUGGUCAACCUCUCGUUGGAGAAACCAAACAAGUUAAAAAUCGUACGGUCAGGAUUCGUUCCUUUGUUAAUCGAUGUUUUGAAAUCGGGAUCAACGGAGGCGCAAGAGCAUGUGAUCGGAGCUUUGUUUAGUUUAGCGGUUGAGGAAGAGAACAAGAUGGUGAUUGGAGUUCUCGGUGCGGUUGAACCGCUUCUUCACGCGCUUCGAUCUUCCGAGAGUGAGAGAGCGCGUCAAGACGCUGCGCUUGCGCUUUAUCAUCUGUCGUUGAUUCCGAAUAACCGGAAUAGAUUGGUUCGAGCCGGUGCGGUGCCGGUUAUGUUGUCUAUGAUAAGAUCCGGUGAAUCGGCGAGUAGGAUUCUUCUGUUGCUAUGUAACUUAGCGGCUUGCUCGGAAGGUAAAGGAGCUAUGCUUGAUGGGAAUGCGGUGGCGAUAUUGGUUGGGAAAUUGAGAGAAAGUGGUGGAGAUGGGGCAGAGGAGGCGGCGGCGCGUGAGAAUUGCGUUGGGGCGUUGUUGACGUUGAGUGUAGGGAAUAUGAGGUUUAGAGGAUUGGCGAGUGAGGUGGGUUUGGAGGAGGUGUUGACGGAGAUUGUGGAGAGCGAGAGCGGAGGCGCACGGUUGAAGGAGAAGGCGGUGAAGAUUCUGCAGACAUUGAGAGGCGGAGAUGGGGAAUUUGGAGAAGGUGCAGAGGUGCGUGAGUGGAACCGUAUGUUGGAAGCGAGUGGGCUAAGCCGGUCUCAGUUUCAACAAGGAGGGCAAAAUGGGGGUUUCGCUUAUUCCUCUCAAUUUUAGCUCUCUGUAUGAUUCAAUUAUUUAUUUUAUUUUUCUUUUGGGUAAAAAAAAAAGUUUUUUUCACUCCUUGUAAUAUAUUUUUUCUUUUUGUGACUAUAAUUUUGGGAGUGAAUUUGUAUUUAGUCUUCUUUGAUUUGACUUUUCCAAAUGAAACGACGAAAAGUUAAAAUGUUCAUUCGUUUGUAUUGAA